Molecule: messenger RNA, 1342 nt
Organism: Agrilus planipennis (emerald ash borer)
Lineage: Eukaryota; Metazoa; Arthropoda; Insecta; Coleoptera; Buprestidae
Product: ras-related protein Rab-32B-like
Exons: 6
Coding region: 571-1224 (217 amino acids)
Biological process (GO): endosome to lysosome transport; phagosome-lysosome fusion
Cellular component (GO): phagocytic vesicle; lysosome; late endosome
Molecular function (GO): GTPase activity; GTP binding
Source: RefSeq, a predicted model, not a curated record
ACUUGCUACUUGAUUUGUGUGUCAAAACAAACUUUUAGUCAAAAAAUCAGCCUGAUAGCUUUGAUAAUGAUUUAAACUUUCUUUUUACUGGACUGUAAUGAAAAGUAGAUGCCAUCAACAAGGACUGAUGAUUAUAUGAAAUUUAUAAAUAGAGUUUAAAGCGUUUAUCUCGAGUUUCAUUCUCAAAUAACAAGAAAUGCAGCGCAAUAACGAUGCACAGCAAAAUACCAUUGGAAUAGUUCAAUGUGGACGUAAUACGUGUUAGUUAGACCAUUCCUGUAGCCACUAUAAAACAAAACAGAUUUUGAAUAAUCGAUAAUAUUUAAAAAAUCGGGAGUAUUUUGCUCCCUCCCUACCCUUAAGCAGCUUUACGGUUGGAACUUGGAACUUGUCAAAACUUUUAUUAAGCUAUAGCUUUAGGUACACUCUGGCUGUGUUUUGCGUAAGUUACAUUGUGACUAUUGUUAAUCAAAAAGUCCACAGUUUUUAUUGUUAAAAUCAAAAGUGUAUCAAUAAAGUUAAGUUUUCAAUAUCUUAUCGAAGAAACCUGAUAAUAAACAAAAAAAGAACAUGGACAACAAUAAAAAAGCGCAAAUAUUAUCAGAGUCCUUACUGGGUCAAAAGAACGAAUUGCUGUUCAAAUUUCUGGUAAUAGGCGAUUUCGGUGUUGGGAAAACAUCUAUUAUAAAGCGAUACGCUGAAGGAACGUUUUCAUCUGUUUAUAAAAUGACAAUUGGAGCUGAUUUUGCUAUAAAGUCAUUAAUGGUGGAUGAAAACACUUUAGUUCAUUUACAGUUAUGGGAUAUAGCCGGCAAUGAGCGAUUUGGCUCUUUAACUCGAGUUUAUUACAAAUAUGCGGUUGCUGCAGCAAUCGUUUUUGAUUUAUCAAGACCAGAAACGUAUCACUCAGUUAAAAAAUGGCUUUCAGAUUUACGCCGAAAAGUAACAUUACAGAACGAAGAGCCAUUGCCUGUGGUAAUUUUAGCUAAUAAAGGGGAUGUAAACUACUGCAAUAUUCCCAACGAAAUUGUGGAUUUUUGUAAAGAGCAAAAGAUUUUAAACUGGUUUAUAACAUCGGCAAAAGAAAACACCAAUAUUGAAGCAGCCUUUGAAUGUUUACUACAAGCAGCCCUUCACAACCAUAUUGGUGAUAAGUCUAACACUAAUGACAUAAUAUCACUCAAAAAGGAAUCAAAGAAAACUUCAGAAAUAUGUUGUGUGUAAAUCAAAAUAUACAACUACUGUUAUUGGUAUUAUUUGUAAAAGACUUUAUUCGUUUUUUGUAACAACUUAUUUAGUAAAAACAUCAUUCUAUAUAUAUGUACAUAUUACAUACUAACAU